Messenger RNA from Cyprinodon variegatus (sheepshead minnow), 1746 nucleotides. RefSeq names its product toll interacting protein (gene tollip). Gene Ontology annotation, cellular component: cytoplasm. The transcript is spliced from 6 exons. NCBI's taxonomy places the organism in Eukaryota, Metazoa, Chordata, Actinopteri, Cyprinodontiformes, Cyprinodontidae. Gene Ontology annotation, molecular function: ubiquitin binding; ubiquitin conjugating enzyme binding. The record is from RefSeq and is a predicted model, not a curated record. The coding region runs from base 141 to 968 and encodes 275 amino acids. Gene Ontology annotation, biological process: ubiquitin-dependent protein catabolic process.
AGGCGGGACACUUCCGGUGUCAAUUAUAAACCAAACAUAGAGGCUCGGUUAUUUUAAUGAGUCACUAAAGGCUGCCUUAUUGUUUAAAGAAGCGUCACGUCUCUACAGAGAGAUUUAAUACAGAUCCUCAGGGGGACGACAUGGCGACCACCAUCAGCACGCAGCGGGGACAGGUGUAUAUUGGAGAGCUACCGCAGGACUUCCUGCGGAUCACUCCCACUCAUCAGCAGCAGCAGGUCCAGCUGGACGCCCAGACGGCUCGCCAGCUGCAGUACGGAGGCUCGGUCAACACCGUUGGGCGGCUCAGCAUUACUGUCGUCCAGGCCAAGCUGGCUAAAAACUACGGGAUGACACGGAUGGAUCCAUACUGCAGGAUUCGAUUAGGCUACGCAGUCUAUGAGACCCCAACUGCUCAUAACGGAGCAAAGAACCCCCGCUGGAACAAAGUGAUCCAGUGUACGGUGCCUCCAGGGGUGGAUUCCUUCUAUUUGGAGAUAUUUGAUGAGAGAGCGUUCUCCAUGGACGACAGGAUCGCAUGGACACACGUCACCAUUCCAGAGAGCCUGAGGGAGGGCACCGUGGUGGACGAGUGGUUCAGUCUCAGUGGGAGACAGGGCGACGACAAGGAGGGCAUGAUCAACCUGGUCAUGUCGUUUGCUUCUUUACCAGCAGCGAUGAUGACUCAGCCUGUUGUCCUCAUGCCGUCCGUCUAUCAGGAAGGAGUAGGUUAUGUCCCCAUCACAGGAGUGCCUGGAGUCUACAACCAGGGCGUUGUACCUAUGGCUGUACCGACAACCAUGCCGGGGGUGGGGGGCCAAGGGCCGGUGUGCAGCGAGGAGGACCUGCAGGCUCUUCAGGACAUGUUCCCCAACCUGGACAAGGAGGUGGUUCGCACGGUGCUGGAGGCGCAGCAGGGAGACAAGGAUGCUGCCAUCAACUCUCUGCUGCAGAUGACGGAGGAACUCUAACCACACAGUUCCAGCAAACAAACAUGCAUGAAUGCAGGCAGGCAGGGAGGAAGCUAUCGCCUAGAGAGAGAAGACUGCAGCUUUACACAUGCACACACUCAGCUCUCCCAAAGAAACAUUAUUCCUGAGAUCCUAAUUGAUCCACGAGCUGCUGAUCAAAGGCCUGUUUCCUGUCAGUAAAAUUACCCAAACAGCUCAGAGGAAGAAGUACACGGUUCGUACUUGUACACAGCCCUGUAGUACUGCAAUGAUGGGACCAGCCAGGCAGAGAAGUAGAACUUGAUCCAUUCUGUAAGUGUUGCUUCAGGUUUGUUUGUCACUUAUAUACCUUGUUGUUAAUUAAGUAGGAUCCCCCAACCACUCCACCACCCCCCCAUAACCCAGGGUUUGAUUUGCACUGAUUGAGCUGUAGUGAGUCACUCUGAUGUUUGUUUGGUGUUUUUAGUCCCUGUGUUCCCUUCAUGUUUAGCUAUUAAAUGUUAGCUAUAUGAAAAGUCUUAUGGAAUAAAUUAUAUAGAAAUCUCUAUGAUGAGGAAGUUUCAGGUGAAUGAUUUAUGUAAAGGAAAUUUUGUCUGUUUAAAAAAAAAAAAAUCUAAAACUUUCUUAGAUGUAUCUUAAAAGCUUAAGUAUUUUAAAGUUAUUUUGAUAUAAAAUAUUGAAAUAUGUGUGCAGUGGCUUGUUACAUUAACGUCAGUUUUUGAAACUAGUGUGACUUUGAAGGUCUUCCUUCAUUUAAUUAUUAGCUUGCCAAUAAAGCUUUUGAGGCCAAGAUGUUUAA